AAAAUACACACUAUAUUACUACGAAAAUGUCUAAACUAUAUGUGUUGGCACUGGUAGUCAUCGGCUGUGGCCUGGUAUGCGCUCAAAUGGAUUUAACCGGCUAUGAGGACAUAAUUAAAGUCGUUUGUGUGCCCAGACUAUCACGUGAUAAAAAACAAAUCAUGGACCAAUGCGAUAAGCUCAUUCCCAAAUUUAUACGUACAGGGUACAGUGGCUGUGUCAAGGAAGUGCUAAAAAUCACCAAAUUGACUAAACCCGCGCUAUGCUACCAGGUCACCGAUGGCAAAAAGUUGGCUCCCUGUGUUCAACGUAAGGAAAAAGCAAACGCUAAGAGAUUGCCGGCCGGUGUGGACGUGGAGACUAUGCGGCGACAACUGACCGCUGAAUACAAGACUUGCGCGCAGAAAGUGCUGUAA
Molecule: messenger RNA, 416 nt
Organism: Oppiella nova
Lineage: Eukaryota; Metazoa; Arthropoda; Arachnida; Sarcoptiformes; Oppiidae
Source: the annotation of a GenBank genome assembly